UUCGCAUUCUCUAUGCUCUUCUUCAAUUCCAUCUUUAAUAAGUGGUAGCUAGGGUUCGAUUCUCUUUAAGAUGUUAGUCUUGAAAAGUUAGCAGAUUGGAUUGUUUAUUCGCUUGAUUAGCUGGAAAUAGAGUACAACCAGCUUAGUAUGGAGGGGCGUGUGCAAUGGGAUGAAGCUAAUAUAGUGGAAAUUGAAUCUAACAAGCCUGUUAGGCAGAAGAUCACUGAACCUAAGACACCCUACCACCCUAUGAUCGAUGAUGAUGGUUCUCUGUCUCCUAGAGGCAGGUCGUUUGACGAAUGCGUUGAUGAUAUGCAACGUGCCGAAGAACUGAGGAACGUUCUCAACGAGGCAGCAGCUUCCUCAAGUAGGAAUACUAGCCAGGGGUCUGGUUCUGGUGGCUGGAGCUCUUCUGAGGAGGAUGAAGCAGAUCCGAUGGAUCAAGAUGAUGAAGAUGUGGAUGGUGAGAAAAACGCACGUUUCAACGAACUCAGAAGAGUACAUUACGAUGAGUUUCGGAAGGUGAAGGAAAUGAGGUCUUCAGGGUCGUUCUAUGAAGAAGAGGAAGAAGAGAAUGGAGCAAAAGGCAGUAAAACAGUGGCAACUACCUCACGUCACACUAAAGGCGUUAAAAAAGAGGUCGAUGCAGCCACGACAGCUUCAUCCUCGAGUUGAUAUUAACCUCUGCUCAGUCAAAUGUGUACUCCCUGGGGUUUACAUUAGUGUUUAGCUUUUUAAAAAGAAAACAACAAAGAAAAAGAGCAAAAACAACAUUCUGAGUUAUUUGUCUUUAUAUAGCAUUUUAGAGUCCAAUUGCUGUUGAACAAAAAAGAGAGCCCAAUUGCUUUAACAUCACUUUGAUUCGUCAGUAUCAUCGUAAUACUUUUUGUUUUAUCAA
Messenger RNA from Brassica rapa (field mustard), 898 nucleotides. Its product is annotated as protein phosphatase inhibitor 2. Gene Ontology annotation, biological process: regulation of signal transduction. The record is from RefSeq and is a predicted model, not a curated record. Gene Ontology annotation, molecular function: protein phosphatase inhibitor activity. Lineage: Eukaryota; Viridiplantae; Streptophyta; Magnoliopsida; Brassicales; Brassicaceae.